AUGGGCUCACCGUCAAUCUACUCGAAUAGGGAUCGAUGUCUUCGCGGAAAGCUUCAUUUAGCGACAGCGAUGCGACUUUUCAUCAUCGUCGGUAUCUGUGUCUUGUUGGCGCUGUCGGCGCUGCUCUUCGUGAAAUUUAGAAAGGCAAUGUUCAUUUUAUUGAUCCCACUCUCCGUGGUGGGAGUGACGAUCGCAGCGGUGACGACGAGAAAUCAUCGACUUGUUUGGCCUAUUAUCGCUCAAUCGUGUUUCCAUAUCGGUCUCUCCACAUACGCACUCCUCAUCUUCUCCUUCUAUUUCUUCAUUAAACCGCUCUACAUUUUAAUGAUCACUAAUUGGAUGUUUAAAACAAUGUAUUCCGAGAAAAACGCCGUUUUUUACGGGGAAUCAGCUACCGUUUAUGCUUUUCUCUUCACCUUUCUUUUCUACAAUCUCUGGCAAGCUCGUGUCUCGUUCGCCUAUCGGAAUUACCUCUUAAGAGAGGCGAAUUUCGCGUCGUCGAUCCAGAAACCAACAGUUGUCGUCGUGAAUAAGCCAAUCGAAUACGCUUCUUCGCACUAU
This is a messenger RNA of Mesorhabditis belari, 561 nucleotides long. NCBI's taxonomy places the organism in Eukaryota, Metazoa, Nematoda, Chromadorea, Rhabditida, Rhabditidae. The record is from the annotation of a GenBank genome assembly.